Molecule: messenger RNA, 699 nt
Organism: Fukomys damarensis (Damara mole-rat)
Lineage: Eukaryota; Metazoa; Chordata; Mammalia; Rodentia; Bathyergidae
Product: IQ domain-containing protein F5-like
Exons: 3
Coding region: 121-690 (189 amino acids)
Molecular function (GO): calmodulin binding
Source: RefSeq, a predicted model, not a curated record
UCUUGCCAACUUGCAGGUGGAGGAGUGCAGACCUGAGCACGAUGGAAACAUCUAGCUCCUAACCAUGGGCAAUUUAGGGGAUCACAGACCUGAGGGAUUUGAACCAUCCAUCUAGAACUCAUGGGCAUUCAGUUUUGUAAGGAUGGCCGUCUUUGCCAAAUCAUAAUUGAAGAUGUUGAUGAAACCACUUUGUGGACGGAGAAGGCAAAGGAAAAAUCAAAACCAAAACCGAAACGAAAACCAAAACCAAAACCAAAGAAGCCACCUCCCGACCGAGUAUUGGCAGCUAUAAAGAUCCAGGCCUGGUGGCGGGGCACGCUGGUGCGGAGGACACUGCUGCAUGCGGCGUUGAGGGUGUGGAUCAUCCAGGGCUGGUGGAGGCAGACGCUGGCGAGGCUGCUGGAGAAGAGGCGUCGGGCGGCGCUGGAGUCGUAUGCACGGCAAACCUGGGCAACUGUAAAGCUGCAAUCCUGCAUCCGAAUGUGGCGCAUCCGCCAGCGAUACUGUCGAUUGCUCAAAGCCGUCCGUACCAUCCAAGCCUUUUGGCGCUGGCACAGUUGCCAUACCCGUGGUUUUUUCCAGGGCAGCUAUGAGCUCAGAGGAAACCACUUACAACUUCAGCUCUAUAUCUUCCUAGGAUCCCAGGUUUGUUGCAUUACAGACUGCAUCCCCCUUCCAAUAAAUAACUGACCAGGUCUG